Molecule: messenger RNA, 1938 nt
Organism: Oldenlandia corymbosa var. corymbosa
Lineage: Eukaryota; Viridiplantae; Streptophyta; Magnoliopsida; Gentianales; Rubiaceae
Source: the annotation of a GenBank genome assembly
AUGAACUCAUCAUGUGCUCCUCAAUUCGUGAUGAUGCUAAUGAUGUUAGGGGCAAUAAUGAUUCUUGGUUGUAUGAAAGUAAGCAACGCUGCUGAUUGUAACCCAAUGAAACUGAGUCCAUGUGGCCCGACAAUCUUUCACAACAUAGCUCCGUCGGGAAAAUGUUGUGCUAGGCUGAAGGAGGAGCGUCCUUGCCUUUACCUGUUCAAGAAAGAUCCAGCCCUCAGGAAGUAUGUGGACUCCAAAUAUGCCAAAAUGAUUGCCAUGAUCCAGGAAGCCUUAAUUUCAUCUCCACCGCUACAGCCUUUCUGUCUCAACCUUGCCACAAGUCCACUACCUGUGAUGGACUCCAUAGCAGAUCCGUUCUCAAAACUCUCCUUGAACAAGAGAGAAACCACCAUCAUUGAACCCGAGAAGGAUGCAGCCCUUGACUAUGAUCGCGAAAAGGCUUUGUUUGGAAAACUCAUAACGAGUAAUGUAAUCGGGCAUGGUGUCAUCGUUCAGAAACUAAGGAAUUUUUGGCGACUUCGGGGAACCAUAUCCACAAAUGCUCUAGGUGAUAAUACCAUUCUGUUUUGCUUCAGUAAUAUCCUUGAUAAGAAAAGGAUGAUAGCACGGUCUCCUUGGUUUGUAGAAGAUCACCUCCUUGUCCUAGAAGAAGACACAGCGAAUAUCAUAGCCAAAAAACAUACCUUUUCACGCUCGCCGUUAUGGAUCCAGCUUCAUGAUUUGCCCAUCGGGCUGAUGUCUAAGAGCUUUGCAGCCACUGCCGGUAACAACAUAGGCCGAUUCCUUGAAGUCUACUGUGAUAAUGAGGGUUCAUGUAUUGGAAGGUUUCUCCGCAUAAGGGUUGAGGUGGAUAUCAGCCUGCCUUUAAUGCACCAAACCAGCAACCCUUUUCCGGAACGUCGAUUUCAACGUCGACGGGAUGAAGGAGGAACAACCACUAUGACACAAAACCUAGGAGACAACCUAAAAUCCAUCCAAACCAGCGAUCCUAAACCUGCCACUCAUAAAACAUACAUCGAAGCCCUAGCCACAAGCCCCACACUGAUACCCACACAGCACUCGAUACCUCCUUCAUCAUUAACUCACACUUCUCAACCAGCCACAUCACGUCCUCCUCCCUCCACAACUCAGGAACCCUCCCCUUUGAUCUCUCAUACGGUUGUGCCUCACACAAUUCCCCGACUACCGAGAAUGUCGUCGAUUAGAGUGGCUACUCAUCCCAACAUACCAUCUAGACACUUUACCCCGGCAAUUGAAGCAAAAUAUUUCUCUGAAGCUUUUUCAGAAAAGAAUCACAAUAAUCCAAACUUGGUGCACGAUGAUGACGGGUCAAUUCUUGCGUCCUUAUCGUCGGUACUAAACCCCAGGAAAACCCUUGAAGAAAAUCUUGGUCUUGGUGCCUCAACUGCAAGGCCAACCCAUGCUGAAGCUCAAACUUUAUUGCAGCGCACAAUUGAUCAAAUGUUCCCCCCGAAUUCACCCCCAGGUUCACCUCCCCGAGUUGAUCUCCCACCGAAUGUCACCGGGGCAGAAUCGACAGCCUUAUACCAUGUUAAGUUGGCAGCCAACACCCAGGCAUCAGUACCAAGUUCACAACCCACCCUCCCGUCCACACCACCAACUUCAUCUCAACCCAUCAUUGAUUAUCCACCUUCCCCGCCCGCAUCUCCACAGCCGAGUACUCAAAACAACACCACCCUGCCGGGCAGUCCCUUCUUGGUCGAUGUCCUUAUGCUAGUCGAUUCUCCUCUGGGAAGAGCUGAGAGGAAAGUUUCAAUCCGACGCCUCCAGAAGAUAUCCUCCACUUCGUCCAAAAGCAACUCAGGGAGAACCACAAAAAGAAAACUGAUGAUAGAAGAUGAAAUUGUAGAGACAAUUCCAGUCGAGGCUUUGCCCAAGAAGGCGCGAGUUGAUGAUGUUGCUUGGUAA